AUGAAGUUCUCUUUCACCUCUCUGGUCUCAAUGCUCUGCCUGACGGGCGUCAUGGCUGGAAGUCUCAACCGAUACCAGGUUUCACCCCCAGCCGAGGUCGCGGUUCUUCAGGACAGACAAGCUCUCAACGAGUUUGUGAAGUCCAACCCGGAUGGCUUUCUUCACUCUGAGAAUGGAGGCUACUACAUGAAAGACCUGCACGAAGCAGUCGUUGCUAUCGCUUCUGAUGACCUAUGUGGUGAACUAGAUGGUUCUUGGGCCAACGCCGAAUCCUCCGUUGAAGAUGAUGAAGAUGAUGAUGUGACUGAUGUCACAAAGAGAGAGCUAAACUCCCUCAACGCGAGUAAUAAAUGCAGCCAUCCUCGUUGCUUCAACCACGCUACCUGCUUGACCUAUUCCAACUGCCACGUCUGUGGUAGCCGGAAGAAGUGCAUUUAA
Messenger RNA from Penicillium salamii, 438 nucleotides. The record is from the annotation of a GenBank genome assembly. Lineage: Eukaryota; Fungi; Ascomycota; Eurotiomycetes; Eurotiales; Aspergillaceae.